ACAUUGCCCCCACACUUCACCUGCUCCACCACCAUCACUCCCUCCCUCAGUGCAGCUCUCCUCUCCUCUCCUUUCACGAACUCCCCCCUCCUCCGCUAGCCGCCGACACUCCAUUACUGCUCCACCCAUAUCCAGCCAGAGCUCGGCGGCCGGCGAUGGACCUGCGGCGGCGGCGGCUGGCGCUGGCUGUGUUGGCGGCGGUGGCCAUGUGCGCCGCCACACUGACGGCGGUGGUGGAGGGGUUCGACAUCCUGGAGAUCCUGGGGAAGCACGACGAGUUCUCGCAGUUCUGCAAGCUGCUCAACGAGACGCACCUCGCCGGGGACAUCAACCGCGACCGGACCAUCACCGUGCUCGCCGUCGCCAACGGCGACAUGGGCCACCUCACCGGCGGCCACUACUCGCUCGGCACGCUCCGUCACAUCCUCGAGCUCCACGUCGUCGCCGACUACUACGACGAUAAGAAGCUCAAGCAGCUGUCGCACGCCGCCACCGCCGCAUCCACCAUGUUCCAGCGAUCCGGAUUUGCCCCCGGCAUGGCAGGAUACGUGAACAUAACGCAGCACCGCGGCGGCAAGGUGUCGUUCAUCGUGGAUGACGCAGCGGACAGCGUGAAGCCCGUCACCUACGUGAAGCAGAUCGAGAGCCACCGGUACGACUACUCGGUGCUCCAGGUGAGCGGCGUGCUGUCGUCGCCGGAGGCGGAGGCGCCCGUGGCCCCGCCGGCGCCCGUCAACCUCACCGACAUCCUCUCCAAGAAGUACUGCAAGAGCUUCGCGGCGCUGCUGGCCGCCGACGCCAAGGUGUUCGACGCCAUCAAUGGCACCAAGGACACGGCGCUGACCGUCUUCUGCCCCGUCGACGCGGCGGUGGCGGCAUUCAUGCCCAAGUUCAAGAACCUGACGGCGAAGGCGAAGACAGCCAUCCUGCUGUACCAUGCCAUCCCGGACUACUACUCCAUGCAGUUCCUCAAGUCCAACAAGGGCAAGGUCACCACGCUCGCCACCACCAACACCAACAAGAAGGACUACACGUAUGAGGCCGAGAGCAAGGAUGACACGGUCACGCUCGACACCACCGUCGUCACCUCCACCAUCCAGGCCACCGUCAGGGACGACGACCCACUUGCCGUCUAUGCUGUGUCCAAGUUCCUGCAGCCUAAGGAGCUGUUCAAGGCGAAGACGGCAGACCUUGCGCCUGCGCCUGCUCCGGAAGGGCCAAAGAAGAAGAAGAAGAAGAAGCCCGCCAGCGGCUCUGCAGCCGCUGCGCCUUCGGACGAUGACUCUGCAGAUGGCCCGUCUGCCGACGACUCAUCCGAUGACGCCGCCGACAAGGCCGCCGCUGCGCCGGCGUCCCUGUUUGCCCGGUGGGUGACGAUCGCCGUGGCGCUGGCGCUGGCGUUGGCAGCCUAAGUAAGGUGUGCGCUCAUGUGCUAUGUUUUUGUUUUGUUUAGCUUAUUUUGGACCCUAUCUUCUUUUCUUUGUCCAAUUCGUGUCCCUUCCUUGUUGGUGCAGAAAAUAAGAAGGGCUAUUUUUAAUUUUAUAUUUAUUUAUUACCGCAUUCCAUAAAAAAAAGAGAGAAAAGGUGAGAGGUGUGUGUGAGUGAUGUAACUCUUUUGAUUUUGUUCAUUGGGUUUGUGGUGAUCAUUUUGUAAUGAUAGUGGCCAAUUGGAGAGUGGGUUAAGUUUUCACAUAUGAGUCAUCAUAUGGAGUUUAGAAAAGCAGCAGUGUUUGUUGCUUGCUUUCAUUCAA
Sorghum bicolor (sorghum) is the source of this 1751-nucleotide messenger RNA. Its product is annotated as fasciclin-like arabinogalactan protein 2. Lineage: Eukaryota; Viridiplantae; Streptophyta; Magnoliopsida; Poales; Poaceae. Bases 156 to 1412 code for a protein of 418 amino acids. The transcript is spliced from 2 exons. Gene Ontology annotation, cellular component: plasma membrane. The record is from RefSeq and is a predicted model, not a curated record.